This is a messenger RNA of Postia placenta MAD-698-R-SB12, 801 nucleotides long. RefSeq lists its product as hypothetical. Gene Ontology annotation, molecular function: hydrolase activity. The transcript has 6 exons. The record is from RefSeq and is a predicted model, not a curated record. NCBI's taxonomy places the organism in Eukaryota, Fungi, Basidiomycota, Agaricomycetes, Polyporales, Adustoporiaceae. Bases 49 to 801 code for a protein of 250 amino acids.
ACUUUCUCGUCUGCAUAUCUACAUUCUUCUACUCACAGCCUGCCUACCAUGAGUCUCUGCGAGCACUGUGUUUCCGGCGUACGCCAUGAGGGCACCCCCGAAGGCAAGUUCGAGCAGAUUGGGGGCGUAGAGUGCUAUGUUGCUACGCCCACCGCCGAUUAUCCCUCAAACAAAGUCCUUCUUUACCUGAUGGACAUCUUUGGUAUCCACCUUCCCAACCAUCAGCUCCUUGCAGACGAUUACGCUCGCAACGGGUUUAAGGUCGUGAUCCCGGAUAUCCUCAACGGCGACCCUGCGCCGGUAGACGCUCUCGAUGCUGGGUCAAAGUGGGACUUUAUGGCGUGGCUCGGCAGGCACGGAAUGGACACUGUCCAUCCCGUACUCGACAAGGUUCUCCCCGCCCUGAAGGCGAGUGGUGUUGAGAAGAUUGGUGUUCUUGGCUUCUGCUAUGGUGCGCGCCCGGCCUUCGACAUCGCGUUCGAGAACAAGGUCUCUGUAGUGGUCGUCUCGCACCCGAGUCUCCUGCAGGUUCCGGAAGACCUUGAGAAAUACAAGGCCGCAUCGAAGGCGCCACUGCUGAUCAACACCUGCGAGAUCGACCAGAUGUUCCCUCAGGAGGCUCAAGCCAAAGCUGACGAGAUCUUGGGCGGUGGAGGGUUCGCCCCCGGAUACCAGAGGACGUACUGGGAGGGCUGUGUCCACGGGUUCUCCGUCCGCGGCGACUUGAGCAAUCCGAAGAUCAAGGCCGGAAAGGAGGGUGUGUUCAAGGCGAGCGUCGAAUUCCUGAUUAAGCAUCUGUAG